GAAUCAGCGUUACGGGCCGGCGUGUCCCCUCAUCAUCGUAAUACAAAGUUUGAAGGUGCAGCAGCCUGCAAGGGUUUACAGCACUGGCUGCGCUGUUGGCAGCGCAACUGCCAUGACUGGCAGCCAGCGCAUGUUCCUGGUGGAUGGCCAGGCAGUGUACCUGGAGGGCCUGGAGGGUGGCGGCGACAUCAGCGAGGAUGUGCUGCAGCAGGCACUGGUGCAGCUGGCUGAUGACAGAGGGGAGGUUGAGCCAGCCAGUGAUAUGAUUCAGGAUGCACAGAGGCUGGAGGUGGGGGACGAGGAACCGCUGGAGGAGGAUGGGGAGGGCGUGCUGGCCGUGCUACAGGAUGAGGCCGGCCAGCAGCAAACAGUGCACCUCACGCCCAGCCAGGCCGAGGUGGCCGAUUUGGGGCCGGAGCCUGUGCGGGAGCGGCGGCCGUCGGUCGGCGAGCGGAGCACCGCCCAGGAGGUGGCCUCGCUCGCCUCCUCCGUCGUGCUGGACCUCAACGAGCAGCCAAGCCUGGUGGACCAGUCGGUGGGCGGUCACAAGGUGACGUACACGUUCGAGGUCGUCGACGACAAGGACGCGGCGCCAGUGGACGCUGACCGGCCCGUCGGCAUGCCCGGCCUGCUGGCCAAGACGCGCGAGAUCAUGACGCCGCGCGUGCGUGCCGGUGAUGCGCGACAGAUUCAGCAGCAGAUCCACAGGACGGCUGCACAGGUGCUGCGGACCACCACACCGUCGGCGCCGGUGCCCAGGGACCCAGUGACUGGGGGAUACCUUUCGGCGGCUAAGGUCAAGCGGGGACCGGUGUACAACACGGGGCCGAACGCUGUGAAGAGCAAGAACAAGACAGUCAUCAACACGGCCAGCUCUGUGCAGGAGAAGACGACGAGCGCAGCGGCGGCGGCGACUGCAACUGGGACUGCGGCCGGGACUGCGGCUGCGGCUGCGGCUACGGGUGCGACUGCGACUGUGACUGCAAAUGCGGCUGCAGCCGGCGGCGCGCCCUCCUCGACGCCUCAGCCCGACGAGGAUGACGAUGACCUGCCGGUGAUCCUGACGCCGAUGAACGGCGAGGAGCAGCUGCCGGACUUCAUCGAGCCGCGACCGGGCCUGCGCAUCCUGGUGCGACCGCUGGAGGCGUCCGAGGACAGCGGCGGCGGCGGCGGCGGCGGCGGCGGCGGAGCAGCGCCGUGCUCACGGCCGCCCGGCUCCAGCAACAACCCCAUCCAGCUAGUCCAGCAAGGCAACACGUUCAAGUCGCUACAGCCACUGAGCGCCGAGCAGCUGAAGCAGAUCGCCGCCGUGCUCCAGCAGAGCAGGCUAAACGUGCCGAGUCACGCGCGCAACAGCCUGUACGACGCCGACACAAACACGCGCGUCGUGUACAGGGUGGUGUAUCCGGACGACGUGGGUCGGGCCGGCGGUGGCCGGGGCCGCGGCAGGGGCCGGCCCAGAGGCGCCGGCCGACCGCGCAGAACGGUCGACGACGCCGACGCCGACUGGUGGCCAGAGAUGACGAGGGCUGAGAAAGCGGAGAGGAAGCGUUCCGCGACGAAAACCCGAACUGGUCGCUUGUCGAAGCCGCCGAAGCACAUGGUGAAAGACUACAGACACAUCCACCGGCUGGACUUCAACUCGCCGGACCUGGACGAUUCUGACGGCGGCUACUCGGACUGGGAGGAUGGCGACGCUGCCAACCGGGACCGGGAUGGAGCUGACACCGGCGGCGGCGGGUCAGCAGCCGGUGAGGGCGAUGAGGAGCGGCCGGCGUCGACUCUGAAGCCCAAGCGGCAGCUGCCGCAGACCAUGCGGGACCGCUUCACCUGCCUCACCUGCGGCGCGCUCUGCAUCGGCUACAUCCGACUGGAGGGCCACUUCCGCAAGUUCCCGGACCACGAGCGACCCGUGUACACGCCAGUGAAGUCCGCCCAGAAGGCACCGACCAGAACACCAGGCAGAAGGGGUGGCCGACAGCGCCGGACAGACGACAAGGCGACCGUCACACCGCUCCGGCCGCCUUCCAAGCGGCCCCGGCUGGAGCCGGACCCGGAGGACGACGAGCACACACCGCCGAUGACGUCCGACCAGCUGCUGGCCACACUGGCGGUGCAGUCUGGCGGCAGCAUCGAGAGGCUCUGUGACAGCAUGCUGGCCGUGGUGGCCAGGUUCCGCGAGCACGUGCGGACGGCGCUGUGCGCCGCCGACGGCCAGCAGAGCGGCGGCGUCCUGCUGACGAUGGACGCCGACAAGUCAGCUCUGACGGGACUCCCGACCGGCGAGUACGCGCUGCGGUCGAGCGCGCAGCCGACGCCCGACACGGGCCAGUCCACGGUCGGCCCGGCGGAGGCGGUCGUGCUGGACGCGGGGCCGCACGUCCUGGACGAGUUCGUCGGCGGCCUGGUGGACGCGGCUGGCUACGCGUUCGCGGCGGACGGUGGUGUCGACCCUCCGGCUGCGGGAAAGCUGGACGGGAGCUCGGUGGCCGGUCUGGAGACGGCGCAGGCCGAGCUGAACCUGACAGGCGCGAUGGGCGGCGCCAGCGCGCCUCUGCUCGGACCGCGGCCGUAG
Messenger RNA from Pollicipes pollicipes, 2575 nucleotides. RefSeq lists its product as uncharacterized. The transcript is spliced from 16 exons. The coding region runs from base 113 to 2575 and encodes 820 amino acids. The record is from RefSeq and is a predicted model, not a curated record. NCBI's taxonomy places the organism in Eukaryota, Metazoa, Arthropoda, Thecostraca, Pollicipedomorpha, Pollicipedidae.